AUGACGCAGAAACGAAUUUAUUUUGGUCGAUUCAUUUCCACGCCGAAGCCUGAUGAGCUUCUGAUACGGACGGGCGCCGUGCUCGUGGAUAGCAAGAAUGGCAGAGGGGUCAUAGAGAAGGCAGACUGGACUGUCAACGGGCCAAAUGAUGCAAUUAGCAAGUUCGGCGUUGAGGUACCGGUUGUGACGGCCGAGGAGAGCGGAUUCUUCUUUCCUGGAUUUAUUGAUACCCAUAUACACGCUUCGCAAUACCCCAAUGCUGGAAUAUUCGGAAAGUCCACACUGCUAGAUUGGCUGACCACAUACACAUUCCCUCUGGAGUCAUCACUUGGCAGCGAAAAAUCCCCCAUGUACAACGACUCAAUUGAGCCGCCUGACCCGUUAGCUCGCGCCGAAGCAGUCUACAACCGGAUCAUCUCCAAGACACUCUCACUUGGAACGACAACGGCGUCAUAUUAUGCCACCAUUCACCUCGAGGCGACGAAUCUCCUUGCUGACAUUGCUUUCAAAAAGGGUCAAAGGGCCUAUAUCGGACGGGUGUGCAUGGAUCGACCCGAGGCGUGUCCGGAAUAUUAUCGAGACGAAAGCACUGAGGAGACGAUAGCAAACACCAAAGCCAGCAUCGAAUACUGCAGAUCUCUGGACCCCUCAGGAGAGCUUGUGGCCCACAUCAUCACGCCGAGAUUCGCACCAAGCUGUCUACCCGAAACACUAUCCCAACUAGGCGCAUUAGCAAAGGAAGAGGAUCUAAGAGUCCAGACGCAUAUCUCGGAGAAUCUGAAUGAAGUGAAAUGGGUCAAGGAGUUGUUCCCGGAUCAAUCGAGUUACGCAGAGGUGUAUGACCAUCAUGAGCUGCUGACAUCACGAACAAUCCUUGCGCACGCAGUGCAUCUCAGCAGGGAAGAAAUGCAACUCGUCAGGCAGAGGAAAUCAAAAGUCAGUCACUGUCCCGCGAGCAAUAGUGCCCUGGGGAGUGGAUUUUGCCCUGUGCGCACGUUGUUGGAUGAAGGGGUUGAGGUCGGUCUGGGCACAGACGUCAGCGGCGGAUACAGUCCCAGCAUACUCGAUGCGGUUCGAAACGCUUGCAUUGUGAGCCGGCAUGUUGGGUACUUGAAUGACGGUGAUAGCAAGUUCAACCUCAGUGUUGCCGAGGGAUUGUGGCUCGCUACAAUGGGUGGAGCGAAAGUGGUUGGUAUGGAAGGACGGGUAGGGGGAUUCGAGGAAGGUAUGUAUUGGGAUGUGCAGGAGAUUGUGAUGGGGGACGUCGAUUCCAGUGGACGAGCAGCUGAUACAGGGGUGGACGUCUUUGGAUGGGAAUCUUGGGAGGAUCGGGUUGCCAAGUGGGUAUGGAAUGGAGACGAGAGGAACGUGAGACGGGUUUGGGUUGGAGGAAGGUUGGUACACGAGAGACGGUGA
Molecule: messenger RNA, 1416 nt
Organism: Cladophialophora psammophila CBS 110553
Lineage: Eukaryota; Fungi; Ascomycota; Eurotiomycetes; Chaetothyriales; Herpotrichiellaceae
Product: guanine deaminase
Exons: 2
Coding region: 1-1416 (471 amino acids)
Biological process (GO): guanine metabolic process
Cellular component (GO): cytosol
Molecular function (GO): zinc ion binding; guanine deaminase activity
Source: RefSeq, a predicted model, not a curated record